AUAUUUGGAAUUUUAAGGUCAUGUUCAUGCACUAAAAUAGUUUAUGAGAAGUUAUUUAAUCUUGCAGGAAGUAGAAUGUCAACAACGCGACAACUUGUAUUAAGCUGCUUUAAAAAUCUUCAUAGAGCGUGUGGGCAAGUAUUCGGCAACGAUUAUAAAGCCUUAAUUGAAGCAAGAAAAAAAGUAAAUGAAGAGUUUAGGAAAAAUUUACAAUUGAAUAAUGAAGAUGAAAUAAAAGAAAAGAUACAAUUCGGUGAUGAUGCUUGUGAGUUUUUAAAAACAAUGGUUAUUCAAGCGGAGGGUGAUGGAAAAAAUAGCUUUAAAUUAAAUAUAACAAAGGACACAACAAUGUUAGAAAAUGUAAGCUAUGAUCCAGAAGCAGUUGAUAAAGCUUAUGAAAACAAGAAAAAGCAAAGAAAAACUAAGAAGUGA
This is a messenger RNA of Dimorphilus gyrociliatus, 432 nucleotides long. Lineage: Eukaryota; Metazoa; Annelida; Polychaeta; Dinophilidae. The record is from the annotation of a GenBank genome assembly.